AUGGCGGUGCCUCAGCCGCAACCGCCAAAGCUUUUUGCUACCGAUAUCGCGCAGUACAGCGACCUCGAGCUUGACCAGUAUCUAGAAACCAAUGGAAGAUGUAUUCAAGUCGAAGACCCUGAGAAUCUACCGGACCACUUCAUUCAGCGAUUGAGUACACGAAUUGAUGGGAGCGCUACGAUUGAUCUAAAUCAUGUCUCUGCACGCCUGGAGGAACUUGCUACCGGCAGGGAAUCAUCGCCUCGAGCACCCUCUGCUGAGUCGACUGCAGAUCUAGAUGACGAGGAAUACGAGCGUGUGAUCCAAGCAAGGGAGACUGAGUACUACGAAGAAUUGUUAAGCCUCGGCGGCCGGCCCUCACACCCGAUCGGGCUGGAGUACGAUGUUGCGAAGAGUCUGCCAGAAUACCACGAGAUCUUGUCGUUCUGGCAGAGGAAUCCAGAUGGUCCUGAUGCAUGGAAGGGGGUGUUUUCAUGUCAGUUGGGGUCCUGGAAAUCCUUUCGCGAGUAUCAACGACUGCACAGAGAGCAAGGUCGCUUUCCUGCACAUUGUGCACGACUACGCGACCGCCUCAAAUCCCAUGGGUUUGAUCGCUCAAUUCAGCUGAUUGAGGACCUGGAUCAGCAAAAUAAUCUCGCGACCUGGUUCGAAUACUUAAACUUCGAAUACACGAAGUACGAUCACUCGACGAGUCUCAUCCGUCGUCGGCAGUCGCGGUAUGAUAAAGCCUGGAAGAAUGUUGUUGAUUUGAAGGUCCUGAGGCCUAUGGAGACAGAGGAGUCAAUAUGGAUUUUCGGAAUGGGGGCGCAGAUGAAGGGCGAAGAAGUCGAGGCUGAAGAGACUGUGGAAUUGGCGAAAUUGACUGUGCGGGCAGCAGAAAAGCAACUGCACAAUGCGGAAUCCGGUCGUCUACCCAAACAAAACCUUUCCCAGCGAAAAAAAAAGCUGUCGGCCGCCAAAACCAAAUUGAACGCCGCAACAGACUCCCUCGAACAUAUUACUAAACGACGUAAUAUCAUAGUUGAUUUCCAUCGUCAGACGAAGACGUUCGUAAUUGCGAAGGAAGAGGUAGCUCGACAAAGUUUGCUCCUGCGGUGGAUGCUGCAGCAGGUCCCCUUGAUUGAACGCGAGUCGAACCUAACUGAGGUGGCCAGCACAGACUCGGCUGUAGAUAAUCCUGGAAACCAGCGAAAGCUUAAACGAGAUCGUGCUGACGAUGACAACGAAAAACCUUCUUCAAAACGGACGAGACGAGACAGUGAGACUAACACGCCUCCAGAUGGAAAAACAAUGGCGUCCCCUAUCCAAGAGACAAACAUAUUCCCACAGUCAAGGCAAACAAGGCAAACUCGUAAGACGAGAUCCAAACCUAGCAACACAAGUCUGGAGCUUUCUUAUGUGCGAGGCUCGCGUGCCCCAAGACCGUCCAAGCCGUCAAACAAAAUCAUGGACUCUGUGAAACCUAGAGCGGUCCUGGAUAAUGGUGCUCGAGUGAAGAAGGGGAAACGGACUAGCAAACCCAGUUUGGGCCCCACUCCUGAUUCUCGGGGCCUCCGUCGAAGCUCUCGGCUGAGACGCCCUCCUGAGCGGUUCCAAUAA
Glarea lozoyensis ATCC 20868 is the source of this 1599-nucleotide messenger RNA. RefSeq lists its product as uncharacterized. NCBI's taxonomy places the organism in Eukaryota, Fungi, Ascomycota, Leotiomycetes, Helotiales, Helotiaceae. The record is from RefSeq and is a predicted model, not a curated record. The transcript has 3 exons. Bases 1 to 1599 code for a protein of 532 amino acids.